Lodderomyces oxycetoniae is the source of this 2406-nucleotide messenger RNA. It is a transcript of the gene ROD1, whose product is annotated as Rod1p. Lineage: Eukaryota; Fungi; Ascomycota; Pichiomycetes; Serinales; Debaryomycetaceae. Gene Ontology annotation, molecular function: protein-macromolecule adaptor activity; ubiquitin protein ligase binding. The transcript has a single exon. Gene Ontology annotation, biological process: ubiquitin-dependent endocytosis. The record is from RefSeq and is a predicted model, not a curated record. The coding region runs from base 1 to 2406 and encodes 801 amino acids. Gene Ontology annotation, cellular component: cytoplasm; cytosol; plasma membrane.
AUGUUGAAAAAGUCUUAUCAGCAAACUAGUAGAUCCACCUCAUUAUUUGAAAUACGAUUGAAACAUCUUGACCAUGAUGUUUUGGUUCUCAAAGGAAAUGCACAUGAAGCAGGCUCUGUAUUGUUAUCGGGAAAUAUAGUCUUAUCAGUUAAUGAGCCGAUAUCGGUUAAGAAAUUGACACUUCGACUUUACGCCACAUUAAGACUUCGAGCUGAUGCAAGUACGCCAGCAGAUCUGGGAACCAACAGGAAGAUUGUUAACUUUGCUAAACAAGUUUAUGAGCAUGUUUGGGACGCUAGUGAGUUUAGUGCAUACUUUGAUCAUGUUUAUGAGAAUAGCAGCAGCAGUAACGGCAACGGCAACGGCAACGGAAAUGGAAAUGGAAAUUUUAGAACGACACCUCCCCUAUUACUGAAGAACCAUUCAACUUCAUCCUUAAAGAACUUACGUUCUAAAAGUGUAUUGAGUUUAAGCAAUUUGACCUCUUCCAGCUCGUCAACAAAUCUCAAAGGGCAAACAAUAGGCGCAUCGACACAUGUCUUGGCACAAGGCAAUUAUGAAAUCCCGUUUAGUGCAAUAUUACCUGGCAGUAUGCCUGAAUCGGUUGAAGGUCUUCCAGGGUGCUCAUGUAUAUACAAACUAGAAGCAAUAAUCGAUAGAGGAAAAUUCCACAGUUCAAUGAUUACAAAAAAACAUUUGAGAGUUGUGCGUACCUUAACUACUGAUGCUGUUGAACUAUCAGAAACAAUUGCCGUUGACAAUACUUGGCCAAAAAAAGUGGAAUAUUCCUUAAGUUGUCCUACAAGAGCUUUGGCGAUAGGAAGUGGCACCCCAAUCAGCAUAAUGCUUGUUCCGUUGCUAAAGGGAUUGACACUUGGUGAUAUCAAGAUACAAUUAGUUGAGUUUUAUUCAUACGUGGGUAGUAUCCCACCUACACAUAAUGGUGAAAGAAUAAUUGCUACCAAAAAGAUCAAGAAGAAGGAUCCAAGCGAACUUGAUUUUGAUAAAUGGGAAAUGGAAGUUUUUUUGAGAAUACCAGCCAGUUUAUCGAAAUGCUGUCAGGAUAUCGAUUCGAAACAUGUUCAAGUAAGGCACAAGUUAAAAUUCAAUAUUGGGUUGAUUAAUCCUGAUGGUCAUGUUUCCGAAUUGAGAGCUUCUUUACCUAUACAAUUGUUCAUUUCCCCAUUUGUUACAGUCACCUCGAAACAGGACAGCGAAUCUUUGGAAAAUGAAAGCAACGAUGAUGCAGAAGAUUUAUUGUUCACAAGUGAUUCCUUUGAACAAUUGAAUGCUUUGGAGCAACAAAUAGAUAAUAACAGAGGAAGCAACAACAGUUCAUACACUUCUUUGACUGGGUUGAUUGCUCCACCGUUAUAUGAAAGACACAUAUACGACCGGUUGUGGAAUGAUGUAUCCUUUAUUGAGACACCUAUGUCUUCAGGUGCAACUACGCCGAGAAACAGGCAAAGCGGAAUCGGUGAUUAUGGACAGAUAUCAAUGCAACCUUUGGACUCCUUGGUAUUGAGUGAAAACUUGAGGCAAUUGAGUCUACAAAGACAGGGACAAGAGGUUGAGCCUCGCAAUCCUCAGGGCCAUGUUAAAUUUGAUCUUGAUGAUGAAGAUGCUCAAUCUGAGCAACUCAACAGCAACAACAACAACAACAACAAUAAUAAUAAUAAUAAUAAUAAUAAUAAUAAUAGCAAUUACAGUGAUUAUUUUGCAAGAUCUCCCGGAUUACAAAGAAAUCACAGUUUUUUACAUAACCACCUUGCAGUAACACCACCAGUUCACCUAUCUAGAGCUAAUUCAGAUGCCAACAUAUUGAGUAGUGAUGAAAUGUCAAGAGUUCCUUCCUAUAGUCAAGCUAUAAAAAGUGAAGUAAGAGAUGAUCUAUCUCCUGCAUAUGAACCGCCAUCUUCCGACUCAGGCAUCAGUUUAAACGAAGUAGAUCGAAGUUUGACCAACCAAACACAGCUGCAACCACGUCGUACUAACUUACGUGGACUUACUCCAUUGAUGUUGUCAUCUACCUCAUUAUCGAGAUCAUCCUCACAGGGGUCAUCCCCCGGAAAUUCACGAAACGUAUCGUCAUCCAAUUUGGCGGCUUUAUUGUCAUCAUCUCGAAAAUCUCCAAAUGCGUUAAAUGCCGGUUAUCAUACUCCUACUAUAAGUAGAGUCAAUCCCAGUAUGAGUCUAACACCGACAAGCGGUGCCGGAGCUAGCACGCACCCUUCGGAUCUGUUAUCGACAAGUCCCAUACAUCUACCGGUACCAGGACAUGAUCAAAGUGUUGCACGAUUGUCAAGUAGUGCAACUGAUCGAUCAGCUAAUAUACCUUCUCGUACAAGCUCAAGUUUGAGUUUGCAUAACUUGUCAUUUACAGGAAAAAAGAAAGAUAAGAAAUAG